Molecule: messenger RNA, 981 nt
Organism: Auanema sp. JU1783
Lineage: Eukaryota; Metazoa; Nematoda; Chromadorea; Rhabditida; Rhabditidae
Source: the annotation of a GenBank genome assembly
AUGCAGACAAACUUCCCUCACAAUCGGAAAAGGACAUUAUAUGUUGGGGGGUUCGGUGAAGAAGUUAACGAGAAGGUAUUAACGGCAGCGUUCAUCCCAUUUGGCGAAAUUGUUGCUAUAUCUGUUCCUAUGGACUAUGAGUCGGGAAAGCAUAGAGGUUUUGGCUUUGUCGAAUUUGAAUUGGCUGAGGAUGCUGCAGCAGCGAUCGAUAACAUGAACGAUAGUGAACUUUAUGGAAGAACAAUCAGAUGUAACUUCGCUCGACCUCCAAAGGCAACCGAGCGGUCUUCUCGUCCGGUAUGGGCUGAUGAUGAGUGGUUAAAAACAUAUGGUAAAGGAAGCGGAAUGGCUGAAGAAGGUGAAGAACCAUCAGAAGAAUCUGAUUCUUCUAAGCUACCACGUGUAUAUUUGGGAGUAAAAGUUGGCAUCAGAUACAUUGGUAAAAUUGUGAUAGAAUUGCGUUCGGAUGUGUGUCCUAAAACAGCUGAAAACUUCCGUUGCUUGUGUACUGGCGAGAAAGGAUUUGGCUUCGAAGGCUCAACCUUCCAUAGAAUCAUACCGAAAUUCAUGAUCCAAGGAGGAGAUUUUACCAAAGGAGAUGGAACUGGUGGAAAGUCUAUUUAUGGCCCAAAGUUCGAAGAUGAGAACUUCACGCUAAAACACACGAUGUCUGGAACAGUAUCUAUGGCAAACUGUGGUCCAAACACAAAUGGAUCUCAGUUCUUUAUUUGUACAGAGAAAACAGAGUGGUUAGAUAAUAAACACGUAGUUUUCGGACAUGUUGUUGAAGGAAUGAAUAUUGUCAGGCAGAUAGAGCAGCAGGGUACACCAGGAGGAAAACCUCAAAUGGCAGUCAAGAUAGUGGACUGUGGUGAGCUGACAGAGAAACGUGCUCCUCCAUCUCAAAAGAAUAAUGAUGAAGAAAAAGCACAGCAAGAUGUUAUAAAAUCUGAACCAAUGAUUGUUGAUCCUGUUGCUUAA